CUCGCUUCUGACUUGCCUGUCCCGCACUUGCACAAUCAGCACUCGUAUCAACGACGCACCCACAGCUUCGCAUCAUUCCCUCUUACCCACUCACACCUAGCCAGCCCUACUCGCCAUGACUUCCUCGUCCUCUUCCUCGUCAGCCUUUGCCCUCGAUUCCUUCUCCUACGGCAAGUCCCUCGUCCGUCUGCUCCGAGUAGUCCGCGAUCCCUCCAAUCCAAAGAAACAGGACGUCAUCGAGUACACCGUCCAGUCCCUCCUCACUGGUCCCACCCUCGAUACCUCUUACACCGAGGGUGAUAACACCCUCGUCGUCCCCACCGACACGCAGAAGAACACGAUCCACUACUUUGCAAAGACCCUGGACGGACCUUCUGUCCUCUGUCCAGAAAAAUUUGCACUAGAGCUGGGAAAUCACUUCGUAAAGAGGUAUGACCAUGUGACCAAAUGCACCAUUGAUGUAAUUGCACAAAAGUGGUCUAGGAUCGAGCUCGAUGAUGGUCCUCAUCCGCAUGCCUUUGUGCGAGAUGGAGAUGAGAAGAGGACAGUAUUCGUACAGACGGAGAAGGCUAGAGUUAAUGGACAGGACGCUGUUGUCUGCACACAGCUCAAAGGUGGAAUGAAGGACCUCCUUGUGCUCAAGAGCUCGGGAAGUGCUUUCCACUCCUUCUGGAGGGACGAAUUCACCACGCUCAAGGCAGUCAAUGAUCGUAUCUUCAGCACCAGUGUCGAGUGUCAAUACAACUUCGCCCUCCCUACCGGCUCUCUGUCGGAGUACCUCUCCUCCCCCACCCUCCCAGACUUCAACGCCAUCUCCUCCUGUGUGCGCAAACACACGCUCCGCGUCUUUGCAACACACGAAUCCGCCUCUGUACAAGCAACAUUGUACCUCAUGUGCACUGAGAUUCUAGGAGAUGCACCUACGACGGACGCGCUGGUGGAUGUAGGGUAUGCACUGCCUAAUAAGCACUAUGUACCCAUCAAUCUGGACUGGGCUAAGCUGGAUAACCUCACGGAGACGACGGCGGAGGUGUUCCAUCCACAGGCGGACCCUAGUGGCUUGAUCAAGGCCGUCGUCAAGAGGACUGGAGACGGUGGUGCUCCCAAGUUGUGAACAGGAGGGCUGUGAUCCAGCUCUCGAUGCGAUGCCGAUGUAGAUGCAGUCGUUCACGCGACGUGAUGUGGAGUGAUGUGGCUAGAUCUUCUUUCUGGAAUUGUACAGCUAGCUAGUAUGACAACAUGUCCUCAUGAAGAGAGAAAGGAAUGUGUGUGUGUGUGUGUGUGUG
Messenger RNA from Microstroma glucosiphilum, 1286 nucleotides. Its product is annotated as uricase. Gene Ontology annotation, biological process: urate catabolic process; purine nucleobase catabolic process. Gene Ontology annotation, molecular function: urate oxidase activity. The record is from RefSeq and is a predicted model, not a curated record. The transcript has 2 exons. Lineage: Eukaryota; Fungi; Basidiomycota; Exobasidiomycetes; Microstromatales; Microstromataceae. Gene Ontology annotation, cellular component: peroxisome. The coding region runs from base 116 to 1114 and encodes 332 amino acids.